Molecule: messenger RNA, 3572 nt
Organism: Syngnathoides biaculeatus (alligator pipefish)
Lineage: Eukaryota; Metazoa; Chordata; Actinopteri; Syngnathiformes; Syngnathidae
Gene: spata2
Product: spermatogenesis associated 2
Exons: 3
Coding region: 567-2276 (569 amino acids)
Biological process (GO): protein K63-linked deubiquitination; regulation of necroptotic process; protein linear deubiquitination
Cellular component (GO): cytoplasm
Source: RefSeq, a predicted model, not a curated record
GCACACACUACGUGGUCAUUUAGGGUUUGGGAGAAAUGAUUAAAUGCACGCCGGUUAAAUGUCAAUUUUCAGGGUGUCAGAAUAGAUAUGGAGCAGCGAUGCGGAAUGACAGAGGGUUGUAAUGUUAACCUUUGGACUUUGCUCAGGACAAUCACACCAUUGGACUCUGACUUGAUGAGUUCCAGUGACAUUGGAUCACUGCACAUGCUGCUUCCGACGGGUGAGCAAUAAUGUUAUAUAAACAGACUGUGAAACAAAAUCCCAUCCUGACCUCAUCGAAAACAACAUUGGCGGGUAUGUGAAGUCAGCUUUUGAGCCACAAUUCUGAGAGCGAUGUCCGUAGAGUGUGCAGCUGAGGAACAACUAUUGAAAGCCCCAUCCCUUGUGUAGAGGAUGUACUGCUGAGUCUUGUCUCCCCCUAUUAUCAACACUGUGUGCUGCUCCACAGAGGAGAAUUUUGGAGCGCCAAAAUGAUGCUUCAAUGUUACGUCCUUGUCCAGAUUAUGCAACAGGGGUGAUGCUCUCUCAAAAAAGGAAAACAGCUGACUGUUAGUCUGCUGCAUAUUAUGGAUGCAAAGUUAAAAGAAGACCUGUUCCGGAGAUAUGUGGGGGCACUGGAGCGGCGCCUUCAAGAUGGAGGGGAAAAAUAUGGGAUGGCAAACUCUCAUGAUGGGGACAAUGGGAGGCACAAGGACAGCGAGGCCCUAUUGUCUACAGCCACAGCGCUACUUGGAGCAUAUCAGCCAGAUCCAGGACAGCGUUUCCGCAUGGUGCGCUUUUAUGAAGUGGUUGAGGGUUCGCUCCGCUGCCAAAGAGGAGGCAACCUCAGGAGCCUGGAGAGAGCGUUCCAUACACUGGAAACCAUAUGCACCAAUCUCUUACUCUUCCCCUGGAAGAAAGAGUUUAGAUGUAUCAAGACUUUCACUGGCCCGUAUGUGUACCAUCUUAAGUCGGCCAUUUCUGAGGCCGAGCUUCGAGCUCUAAUGCGCACAAUUGGCUACACGUGCGACCACGACUCGCACUUUUAUUUCCAGGAGCAUCCAGGAGGCUCGGGUCAUCUCCGCCAGUUGGCUUUUGAGCUCUUCCUGGCCCAGGCCGAGUGUCGUCUUCUGGGAGAGGUAGUGGCUCUCGCCCGGGGUUCGGCUUCCGAGUUGGAGGCUCUAGAACUGCGCAGGGGCUGCAGAGAUGACGCGGCCGGUUGCGCCGAAGCUCUUCGCAGACGCGACAGCCUCGGGGCAGAUAUGGCUCGUCUGUCUGUGCAGCCGAUGGAUAUCGAGAGGCCCCAUGCUCACCACCUGAGGCGAGGUAGCCGACCAUCCAAGUCUGUGGAUGUGACGGAUGGGGCGGGUCACUGGCACGCGGCGGUGAGCAAACCCAUCCUGAAAGCCUCAUUGAGUCUGAGGAAGGAACCUCUAUUUGUGGAUGCCGAGGAGGACAUGAAGGAUGAGAUAAUCAGGCCCAGCACCUCAGCAUCUCUUUUCUCUGUGGCGGCACCCCCUUUGUAUAGCCCCGUUGCUGAUUUCUUCCCUACGCAGUCUCCGCCUCCAGCUGACGCUUACACUUCCUACCACCUUUCCUCUUUGGACGAGAUUGACUUGUACACGGAGAGGGGCGGGGGUGGCGGCACCAUUGGAAGGCAAAUGCCCUCACGCCCACUGUCCAGAGAACCCCGAGAUGCCAGAGACGGGUGGCUGCUCAAAUCCCACGGGAACGUGAAGUGUCAGGGCUGUGGGCUGGGCUGCUCCACGAUGGCAUCCUGCCAGAGGUGCGACGUGGUCCUGUGCUCCUCAUGUCAGGAUGUCGAGCCCUCCCUGUGCUGUAGCGUCCAGGACUACCACCCGAAAUCCACACGGCCGAUUGACGGGUAUGUUCCCGUCAAGGAUAAGCUUUCUGUCUACUCAAACACUCACUCUCACUCGCAUCUGCACCCGCACCCCCUCACCCUGACCCAUUCGCACACCCACUCCCACCCUCACCCACACAUGGCAGACAAACAGUUGUUGUCCACCAAGCUGUUUCCAAGCAAGUCUGUUGCCUUGACUACACCAAAGGGGGGCAGCGGCGAGCGCAUGAGUACGGGCGGAUCGCGAUGCGGAUUCUGCAACAAGCCAGGCGCGUCGCACACCUGCGUGAACUGCUCCAAGGUGUCGUGCGACUCGUGCAUGAGCUUGUAUGGCAAGGAUAUGUGCACGCGGAAGAAUCCCCAGCACAUGUUUGUGCCCAACCAUCAGCUCAACUUCAAAUCUGGCACCAUUAUGCACAUGGUGUACCGAUGAUCCAGGUAGACUGAGGGUUUGCUUCUCGGCUUUCAGUCCCCCUCCUUUAAAUGACGGCGUCGCACUGCACUGUUGCUUUAUCCCUGCUACCCCUUUUCACAAGUUGCUCUCAAACUGACAGUGUUUUUAUUUUUAACUCCAUGUAGUACAUUUUCUCACUGUUGGUAGGGCCACAUCGUCUGCUUUAAGUUAUUCCCUUUUAGAUAUAAUGUACGACUGCUACAUUUUGCCUUGCUACCAGCUCUUGACUUGUCGUGAUAUUGUAGUGCUUUCCCAGUUCCUCCAGCGUUUGUCCUCUAAUAGGGAACUUGGACAUACAAAGUUGAAUUACUUCUCAUUGAAAAUCCUGUCCAGAAUAUCUACUUAUAAGAUUAAAAACAAAUCUAAUAUUAUAGAUUAUAUAUAUAUAUAUAUAUAUAUAUAUAUAUAUAUAUAUAUAUAUUGUUUAUGUGCGUGUGCCUGCAGGCGUACAAGUAUGUACAGAAAUACUACAAAAAACUUGAAAAAUAGUGAGAAAAGAUACACUGGAAAAUGGUAACAUAGUAUAUAUUUUUUAAAUCUUCUGUAAAACAAUGUGAGACCUUUAAGUAGAUUUAAAAAAAAAAAAAGACAUUCAGGCUAUAGUUGGGAAGUACUGUAUCUCAAUGGGAUUUGUUGAGAUAAUGAUCAGAUGCCAUAUUCUAUUUAUAAAGUCAUGCCUUGUAAAUGACUUCCUCCCAUCCCUCCCAAGGUUUCCAGCUGGCUGAUGUUUUAAUGCUGCUGUUGACUUGAGAGGUUGACAUUGUUAGAUAUUGACUUCUUCCUAGAUCAUAGCUUGUUCAUGUGUUUCAAACCCAUUCUACCCCUAUUUGAAAUCUCAGAACCUCUGUGGCCCAAGAUGCUGCAGUUCCCCCCUCACCAGAUCAGAGGUUCCCUGGCAAGUCUCAGGUGGAGUCACAACAAGUGUCUGGGCCACAAAUCAAAUGCAUGCAGAUUCUCUCCAAGCAUAUGAACUUUGUUGUUUUACAAAUUAUAUAAUGUGAAAGUGUUCUGUCAUGCUUUCUGUCUACCUCAAACCUCAAGCCAGUGUGACUUUCCAGACUUUUAACUCCCUGAAAUGUUAGACUUGUUGUAUUGACCACAUAUCCCGAGCAAAUGGUUCAAUAGGAAUAAUUUAAAACACUGCAAGUUUCCCCAUGUUGACCUAACAUUCUUCUUGCAUAAAUACUGGUUACAGUCCAAACUAUGCAUGCAAGCAAACCUGUAAAUGUUAUCCAGUAAAACAUUGUUGUAGCAGAGGCUCUAUGACGCUCGAAA